UUUUUUUAGCAGAUCAUGGUUGCUUUCUGGAAAAUUGGCAACAAUGCUAUUAAUUGACUGUGAGCAGAACGAGAAUAACUAUUUCUUAACUACAACAGGUAUGUUUAAGAGCAGGCAAUUAAUAAUUUCAUGUGAUCAGCUCAAUGGUGCUUUAUAUUGUAUAGACUCCAAAGUAAUACAUGUUGUGAUAUGCGAUUUAAAAUGUUGCAGUGCUGGAUUUCACAAUGCAGCUGAUGGAAACAGGAUUUGAGAAUGAUACUGUUCUUGCAUUAAUUGUCUUUUCUCUACAGUAUGUUCUUGGAAACCAUGAAUAUUGGAAAUACAAGGCGAAGCAUACUCGCUGGAGAAUAACAUUGAAGGUGCUUGAACUGAUUAAAAAAGGUAUCGCGUUGACAUCAUACGCAGGAAAGCUGGUUGGGGUCAUCUGGGACAUGUUACUUUCUGUUUCUUCAAUCCAUAGUGCUCUUUUUCGGAUUAUUCGCAUGACUUCACAAGCAUUGGAGGUCUGAAUGCUCUGAUUCUGUUUGGUCAGAAUUUGCUAUUUAAUUUUGUUUCUUCACUGAUUUGAGCAUUUUUCUUCCUAUAAUCUUUUUCUUCUUUUGUCUUGUUUUUUUCCAUUUAUCUUGCAGAAACUUCAUGUUAUGAUAAAUGGCAGUGUAAGUAACAUCUCAUUCAAUGGAAGUCUUAAAGGCAGUGCUAAUAUAACAAUAAAACUUUUUCUAUAAGCCCUGCUAAUUUAAAAUUGUAUUUGUCCUUUGUUUUUGCUAGUCUACUUAGUUUUGUUUCCUCAACUGAAAUAUAUGAGCUUUUUUGGGUAACUGAGUUGCUUUGCAGCAAAAAAUAUUUGUUUUGUUUCCUCUCUCUCUAUAUAUUCUAUAUAUGUAUAAAUAUGUUAUUGUAAAUUUUUAUUGU
Messenger RNA from Humulus lupulus (European hop), 912 nucleotides. RefSeq names its product ABC transporter C family member 12-like. The transcript is spliced from 2 exons. Lineage: Eukaryota; Viridiplantae; Streptophyta; Magnoliopsida; Rosales; Cannabaceae. The coding region runs from base 225 to 509 and encodes 94 amino acids. Gene Ontology annotation, biological process: protein import into nucleus; RNA export from nucleus. Gene Ontology annotation, cellular component: nuclear pore inner ring. The record is from RefSeq and is a predicted model, not a curated record. Gene Ontology annotation, molecular function: structural constituent of nuclear pore.